UGUAGAUAUAGAACGAUACUUAAUUACCUAGUUGAAAUGUAAAAAUUCACAAAGCGAUAGUCUACUUGAAACCUUGUUACAUAAAUUAUAAAUGUAUUUCCAUUGCCUUAAAAAGAAAGGAUUGCAUUCUUAAAGCAAAGAAAUCCUGCUUUACACUGAUAUAAGUUUAACCUGAUCCGAACCAUUUACGCUAUAGCUCCAUCUCUGUUUACCUCUCUAAAUAACGUGUAUAUAAAUCCUACGAUUUCGUAACCAAAUAUUCUUUCAAUCGCACGCGACAAAGUGAGUCAAUAGCAAGCGCAAACAGAAAAAUAUCAAAAAAAAGAAAAAUGCACCGAACAAACAUAUAAGUUGGUGACAAUCAGGGAAGCAUUCCAUUUUUCUUACUCAUCGUAGCAUGUUACUAAGCUUUUGGUCGCCACUAUCCAAUGAGCGUGAGAAACACUGGCACAAUACAUAUGAAGGCGUAUCAUUAUACACGUUGCGUUUGUUUGGAAGCAAUCGCGAGUCGUGACUAACAGACAGUGACGAAUAUUGGACUCCUCGGGAAAGAAACAGUCGAUCGAUGACCGUCUGUUCAAAAAGGUCCGAUCGAACCGUUAUUUGUCGGUGAGUAUCUUUCAAGUGGUGAACGGGUUCCAUUGUGAUAAAAACAGCAACCGAGAUCUCUUACGUUAAGUCUUGGUAUUAGUGGCCCUGAGCGACUUAUACCGCGAGUUCUGUGUGAGUUAAUUACCAAAGUAGUGUACUCGUGGAAUGAGAUACGAAUGGUAUUAAGCGUGGUGUACGUGUGAAUCUGUUGAUCGAUAUCACGAACUCGAUACUUUUGCUCAUUUCACAUUGCACAAACUUCUAUUCUACGCCGUGGUUCCACGCAUAUGUAUGUACGAAUCGCGGUUUUUGUUCCCGGAUCAUGCUUAUAUUACGUAUAAAAUUGCAUUCCCAACAAGACCUAACCUCUUUCUAAGAAAUAUCGCGGCCACUCGGAGCAAAGUUAUCGAUUCGGAGCACGUUGAUUCUGAUCACGUCGGCGAAACAAAACGAACGAACUCGCGAGAACAUCUAUUGGUUUCUCCGGUAUUGAACUGCAAAUUGUAAUUGUCCGAUAACUGUUAUAUCUCCUUUAAGCGGCAAAUGACCUUCAAACGAGUAAAGCUCUUUAAGACCUUUUCUGGUGUGUGAGGUAGUCUGAACCGACAACAUCGAUUAUCUAUAAGUUAUCAGUGAACUUCGUAGAAAAACUGUCGCAACCAAAAUGUCCUCCAAAAUAGUUACAAACGAGAAAGUGAUUUUACGAAAGAAAAAAUGUAAAAUGAAAACAAAUGAAUCGAAUGCGAUAACGUGACAAGCAGCGAUGUAGUAUACAGUGGCGUGGUGGAUAUUUAGAGGAGAAAGUCAUUAUAAGCCGAAGCAAAUAUCGACUGUAAAUAUCGAUCGUAUGUCACCGUGUGUACGAUGUGUCAAUGUGUGAAGUGUGUAUUUGAGGUUAGAUCACCCAUUGAUGGACCACGUGCGGCUAUAUGUGCAUGGCGCGAACUUUAAAAAUGAACAACGAACAUAAAAGAUAAAGGAGGAAGUAAAGGAGAAAAUAAAAUAAAAAACAGAGAAACAGCACGUUCGAACGAAGGAGUGAAAGAAGCAUCGACUACGAAUGGUUUUCUUACGGUUAUCGAAGGAUAUCCAUAGGUAGCAGAUUGAAUCGCUUGUUGCAAGAACAGAUCGAAUAUGCAUGUAAUACCAAAAAGGAAAUGGUUAAAAACAAUGGAAGACUAAAAUUGAACAAUGAUGAAUCAAAACCAUCAAUUAUUGAGCUGUUUCCUUGGAUCCUAGAGUUUAAAAAAAUGUGCAGGUGUAUAUAUACAGAAAAAAGUAUGGCAUCUUUAACAGAACUUAUGCAAUUUUAUGUGAGAAAUGUAAGUGUCAGUGUAAAUGAAUGUUACACAAGGCCUUUAAGAGCAGCAAAAUUAAAGGAUUCUAUUAGUGAGACUUUAAUGUUGUUCUUAUAUAUUUAUCGUGAACUUUCUGAGGAUCAUGAUAGGUUCAGUUAUUUAAAUAAUAUGUCCGACUUAUUAGCUCUCUAUAUAGAUAUGGAACUAAAAGCAUCUAGGAAAAGCAGAGAAAAUCAUGAUAAAAUUUGUGCAAGGAUUACUUCUUGUCUUUAUGUUUAUCUAGAACAUUCCAUGGAACAUUUAUUAGAUACCUUAAUCAAGGUACAACUAAUGUGUUGCAAUUAUCAUCAUAUUUUAGAUCCAAUUAUAACAAAAAUAAUAAAAAAUAUUCCCAUUCACCCAGAAUCAGGUAUUAUGUAUAUUCGUUACUUUUUUAUUUAUCGUUUGUGGAGAAAAAUAAAUGAAAAUGUGGCUGUAAAAGAUCAAAUAACAGCUGCUGCAAUUGCAUCUCUGGGGCCAUUGCCAUCUACAUUCUCAUCAAGUAUAUUAGAAGAUGUAUUGCCAAAAGUGCCAAAGAGUCAACCAAAUUCUACAAAAGCUCUAUUGCAGCAUAAAUUUGAUAUAAAAAAACAUUGUGAAAUGUUUGCACAAUAUUGCAGAAAAAGCAAUGGAAGUGUAUACCAGGACGGAAUUGCAACUCCCAUUGAUUCGUCCAGUAGAAUUAAUUCAAAAAUGUCGGAAGAUGUGGUUAAGAAAGAUGUAGGAUAUGUAUAUAAUAACGUGAAUUCAAUUAUAUCAGAUAAAAGUAAAAAAAAUGAAUCUAUUUCUUUGCUAAAUACUUUUAAAACUUUAAAUUUGGAAGAAGAAACUAGUUUUAAAUGUUUAAGUACUUUUUCGAAUAAUAUUUCUACGGAUCAUGUUAAUUCUAAAACAGUUAAAUCAAAUAAAAAUCGUUUGCGGAGGAAAUGUAAAAAGUCUAAUGAGAUUGUAAUUAUUGAUUUAACUAAUGAUAUAGUGCUCGAGAAAUGUAUAAAGAAACGGAAGCCUAGAAAAUUACUAUGGUUAGAAGAAGCAAAAAAGAAUAUCGAUUUAAAGAUGGUAAAAGCAUCACACAAGAAGAAACGGCAGGAACAUGUCGGGCUUACACAUCCAUCAAAUACCUCACGGAAUAUUAGUCAUCGAUCGGAAGAUUCUUCUCAAUCGUUAUGUGCCACGAAAAGUCUUAGUGAAAAAAAUGAAUCUAAUACAUGCCGAACGGUCGUCCUUAAAAAUGAUGAAAAUAAGAUGGAAAUCGACAAAGAGUUAAUAACUUGUACAGAAAGUAUAAGAAAAUCGAUUGGUACAGAAGUCAAUACUAAAGAAGUAAAUAUUAAAGCGUCUACAAUGAUCAGUAAAACAGUUCUAACCGAGAUACUGCCGCUAACGAAGCAAGUAUCAAAAAUUUCAAACAGCGUUGUUAAUGGUAAUUGUUUAAGUAAUGCAGAUAUUUCGAAUAUACAGAGCGACGAGAAGGAGAAUGAUAGUUUUAAUAAACAAACUGUGAUCAAGCGAUUGACAGAAACAGACGUUUUCUCAGAGCCUGAAACACGCGAAAAAGUUGAAAGUUUUAAAAAAGUCUGUGAUCUAGAAACAGAAUGCCCAGGUGUAAAUAAUACCGCAAUUCGUACUCAGUAUAAUUCCAAAGAUAACGCUGAUAGUUCUAAUCGUUCUAAUUUUAAUGUAAUUAAUGACGAGGUAACUGAAAGGAUAACAUUGUCGGAAAACUUAGAGCUCGAAAAGAAUAAUCAAAAUGUCUCGAGCGACAAAAUGUUAAAUAAUACUUGUUUCAGUGAAAGUGUUUGUAGAUCUGACUACUCUAACAGGACUGUUAAUUCCGAGAUUAGACGCGAGGAAUUAAUUACGCCGCAAAAUAAUGAUAGAAAUGGAACAAUCUAUACUGGAAGAAUCCAGAAAGUCGAAGCAUCUCCUGUUAAAAAUGUAUUAGAUUAUGAGAAGAAGCAAGAAUCAUCAGGUAUACUUGUCGAAAUUUCGACAAUGCAAAAGAAGUUUGAAUCGCGAAUGGAGUCGAAAUCAUCAAAGUGUGCAAACAGAGCGAAAGAUGAAUUCUGCACGCGACCAGAAUUAGAAACCAGUAGUUAUGAUGAAAUAAACGAGAAUAUAAGAGAAAAUAAAUCAAGCAUCGAUAAUAUUAGAGAAUCUAUUUUCGAAUCUUAUUCUACGGAUAAGAAAGAUAUUUCUAAUACAAUUAAUGCAACGUGCCCGAAUGAAAAUAUUGAAAAUAAUGAAAAUUCUUGUAUCGAUACAAACUUUAAGGCGCCUGUAGGGGACAAGUGCGAUAAUAAUAUUGGCAAAUAUGUUAAUAAGCAAGAUGUUCCUUGCAAAUCUGACAAAGUACCAUCAGAAAUCACGUCAAAGGAGUGUAAUAAUUUAUAUAAAGUAACAGAGGGAAAAAAUGUGUGUACUGUUGCCAAAAAUAAAUAUAUCGUUCAAGAUUCUGAAUUACAAGACAAUAUCGAUGGUCUGUCGUUGUUGGCGAGUGUUUCACAGCAUAUACCACAUUUAAAGCCCGAAUCCGACGUAAAAUGCGACCAAAUAAAGGUAAAAGAUUACGCAUCUUUGAGGUAUGCGUGUUACAAUCAAAUCACUGAUGACGAGACUGAUACAAAUGACUCGUCAAAUACCGUUUCCCUAUUACUUGAAAAUCCAUCCGCAGAAAUAAUCAAUAGAAUCGUUGGCAUCUAUCCCGAGGACACCAUAGAUAAAGUCGAGCUUCGAGUAGAAGUAACAUCUAACGAAGCAGAGAGUGGAAACGGUGAUAGCGAGUUGUGUAAAGUCAUUUCUCAUCCGGAAACAAGCAUAAAUUACGACACGGACGCGCUGACGCAUAAUCUCGCCCCCAUUGAGAAUAAUGCGCAAACCGUGAAAGAGAAUACAAACGUAAUACUAAACGGAGAAACCAUAGUCUUGCUGCAAAAGUCUCCUAACAGUAAUCUGUAUAUUAUAAACAAAGCAGUUGAAAAUUCGGAGGAUCAUAUUAGCGACGAGGAGAUCAAUAGGUUAAAAGAGAAAAAUUGGAUAUCUUCAACUGAAGAUUGUGGACAAUUCGAAGCUAUAGCUUCUCUGGACUAUGCAUCGUGUAAUUUGGAAUUAACUUCGUACAACAAGGAAUUAUCGUAUCAAGAGAACAAGUGUUCCGUAGAAGGGAUCAAGGUUGAACCGGAAGAUAAGAAUUUCGCAGACACGAAAGCAUAUUCAAAAAAAGCACCGCUAUCGACUGACAUGCUUCCUGUCAACUCGCAAAUGUAUCAGGAGGUAAACUUAAUGAGCAAAUCGAUGGAUAAGCGGAAAUCAAAAUCGAAUCUCGCCUUCCGACAAAAUAUCAAGCAAGAGUUCAAUAUCUCUAAUCACAUCGCGCCGAACUGCGCGAUCCCGGGAUUCAAUGCAAUUCACUCACAUCCACACGAAGUUAAUGCUCAACAUCCCUUACAUAUAUCUGCCACUCAUCCAACUACCUUACCACCGAUCUAUGGAAAUUGUGCAGGCAAUGGGGAAUUAUGCGUACCAUAUCAUAAACAUUGCACCUCAGUAUCGUGUAGUUUGCAAAUUAAUGCUAACACUUCCCUUCAUUCGCACGCGAAAUCGGGUAGUUCAUGUGGAAGAUCGCAUUGCUCCUGUUUAAAUUGCACCUACGAUAUCGUCGCGCAUUGCAGACAAUGUAUACACCCAGCGACGGAUACCCACGUGUCUUGUAUCGAAAGUAGUCCGUAUUUUUUGCCAACGCAUUCGUCAGUACAAAGCCCUGCCGUCCAAGAGCAUGACAGAGCAAAGAAUGAAGUCGUUAUAGAAAAAUUAUACGACGAUCAAUUAUUGUGUAAAAUAGAGAACAACCUUUUGCAAAAUAAGUCAUUGGAAAAACUGGGAGUACAGUGCGAUUCAGAGAAAGGAGCGUUUAAAAAAGAUGCGGAGAAUAAGUUGCCUUUGAAGAAAAGGCUGAAGGCGCAUGCUAUGGCAUAUACGGGGACAGCUAUAAAAACUGAAAAAAUAGACAAUUAUCCAGCUAUGCCUAUGAUGUCUAUAGCUGCUUUAGAAGCGUUGGACAAUACACGGAAGAGGUCUGAUCAAAUCGUUAAAUCCGAAUACGAACUGUCUCUUACGAAAAAGCAGGAACUGCAUGGUGACUAUCACUGCAAUUCACAUUUGAUAAGGAGAAAUUAUUACAAAGAUGUACAGGAUACCGAGUCACAUCAGAAUCUCGCGAACGAAAAUGCAAGGAAGAUCGAAUGUCAAUUUCGAUCGACAAAUGAUCAAACUAGUAAUACUAUAUAUCAAGAAUCUUGCCUUCAGAGGACAGUUAAAACAUUCGCGCAACAGGAAGAGGUGAAUCUAUUAGACGUGACGUCGAUAAAGCGAUUUGAGAUAGAAACGAUAGAGCAAGAAGGAACGUAUAAAAGGGUAAAGAAAACACAGUCGCCUCUACGGCAAACAAGAAGCUCAAAAAGAAACGUUCCUAAAGUAAAUUAUUCUUACACCGAUGUUGAUCCAGAGUGGAAUCCGUCCGGUGAGUCAAAACGCAAACGUAAAAAGACUAGUCGAUGAUCGAUACCACCUCAUUAUGGAAAUUCAUUACUGUAAGAAAUUUUUCUGAGAUUUAAAUAAUUAAGUGUACAUUACUCCUAUAAGACUGUGGCAUCAUAAACUUGUAAAUAUUGUAUAGAUGAGAAGAUAAAUUAUCCUGGGAAGAUAUUUACAUACCGAUGAAGUGUAUAGUACAAUGCUCGAAGAUCAAGAUGUUAGCGUAAUUUUUUUAAAUUUUUAAGCAGCAUCAUGGAAGAUAUUUACAUUUUGCAGAUUGUACGUAUAUUUUGUCGGACAUAGACAGUUCCAUACUAAAACAAUAGAAAAUUCUUUAGUGUUCGUAAUUUACUGUGUAUAAAACUGUGCAGUAUUAUACUUCAUUUUAUCAGACUACUAGUUAAUUUUGAUAUAGUUCUCCUGAUUUUAAUUAAAUUCGCUAUUAUUUGUAAUCAUUUAGAGCAAAAUUUCGUCAUUUAUAACGUAAUUAAAAUCUUUUAUAUGAAUCGGAUAAAAAUUACUUUUGUAUAUAAUUUUGUAAAUAUAUUAUAAUCCAAAAUAAUUGUAUGCAAAUUUUACGAUUUUAUAACUCGUAUAUAGAAGGUAAGAUAAUUUACGUUAACAAAUAAUUUUGAAUACAUUCUGCUAAGCUACAUGAAACACCAUGAUGUGGUACAAACAACUCGAUAUUUUUAUAUAAACUAAUAAAAGAUAUUCUUUAUCAGCUUUAAAAUUAAAUUUUCUGCGAGAUUGCAUGCAUGUAUGUAUUCACAGCAUAAAACUUUAUGUAGCAAAGUAUGAAUUACCGCAGUGCAUAAAACUACUACUAACUUUAAUCUCUUUGACAUUGUAAAACAUUAGAUUUUAUAUUUUUCAGUUUGAUGGAACAAAAUUAUUUAAAUUCAGAAAAAUGAGAAAAGCUGGCUCAUGACAACAUUAUAGUUUAAAAGAAUUUGGAUAGGUAAGAUUAAAAAUCAAAUAACAUAAUAAAAUAUAUGUAUAUUUAAAUAUAUUCUCCUUUCUAGCCCGUAUAAAAAAAGUUGCAUGUUAAAUAAGAAGAUAUUUUACUAUAGAAGUUUAACAUUUUCUAUUCCAGAUUAAUUAUUUCCUCCAGAUUAAUAUUGACAAAUUUCAAGCACUGCUUAAUUCGCAAAAUGUGAUGUCAAUAAAUUUGCCAAAUAACAUAGAAAUAACAGUACCGUCAUACAAAAAUAGAACAGGAAAAAUGAACUUCCUUCAAUUUUUUAACCUGUCCUUUUAAUACAUAUAGCAGCAUUAUUUGUUAUAGAUAUACUCUUAGAGAUCACAAUGCAAGUAACAUAGCUAGUCAUCACUUUUUAAUUAUGAUUUAAAACUUAUUUAGUUUACGUGUUACUAAAAUAAAACACGAGAAAGUAAUAUGUAUUCAAAAAUUUCAGGUUAAAAUCGAAAACAUCACGUAAAAUUAAAAAAAUGUACUUAGACUUUGUAUACUUACCAAAACGAUAGAGCUUUGUUACAUGAAACGUCAUUCAAUACGAUACUCGAAUUUAUAGCGCCUUUACAUAAUUUAUGCUUUAAAAAUUUAACAUAUAUUUUAAGAAAUUAUUCGAUUAUUUUUCUCAAAUGUUUGGAUAAAGUACAUAUAUCUCGCUGUACAAAUUCUAGAUUUAAAAAGAAGGAAAUGUAACUUUUGGAAGUUAAACUUUAAAGAGAUUAAAGAAUUCUAAUAGUUAAUUUACUUUUAGUCGAUCAUUAUUUCUCAUUUAUAUAUAACACAUAUAUUCACUCGUUUGAAAAUACAAGGUUAUUUGCAUAGUUCAGUGCCAUAUUCUUAUGUUUGAUAUCUGUGAUUAUUAGCUGACUAAUGCUAAAUUAGUAACAUGUUUUAUUGUGCAAAAAAUGUAAUUUGAUUGAAUACUUGAAAACUAUCCGUGAAAUUUAUAAUUAAUCUGAAUUUGAUAUUUAUAAACAUUUGUACAUAGAGAAAUAAUCAUAAUCAAGACAAACCACUUUGCAAUCCAAUUUUUUCGUACAAACAAUACGAAAUUUCGUUUCGAUUACAGAAAUUAUAUAGGUAAUAAUAACUUUUACGAUGUAUAAAGAAAAGACAUGCGAUAUUAAUGCAGCAGACAAACGUUUGUUAUUCCUUCUUUAUCGUUACCAUUUAUUUUUUCAAAAAGAAAAGUCUGAUAGGUUUAAGUUAACGUAACAUAAUUCGAUAUUAAUUAUUAAAAUCGCGAUUAAAUGAUUGCCAAAUGUUUCUAUUUAUGCACAUGACCAUAUGGAUAGUUUGUUACUAAGAAAAUUAUCCUAAGCGCCAAGCAUUUAUUAGCAAAAGUCUGAUAUCCUAAAAUAUAAUUUAGAGUAGUAACAUCGCAUCAAAUGCCUCAUUCAUUCGUGUUCAUAAAAAAAAAAAAAAAAUUGAGUACUGUGUAUGUGUAGAACAUUAUG
Molecule: messenger RNA, 8894 nt
Organism: Bombus pyrosoma
Lineage: Eukaryota; Metazoa; Arthropoda; Insecta; Hymenoptera; Apidae
Exons: 8
Coding region: 1749-6485 (1578 amino acids)
Source: RefSeq, a predicted model, not a curated record